Lathyrus sativus (Indian pea) is the source of this 561-nucleotide messenger RNA. The record is from the annotation of a GenBank genome assembly. Lineage: Eukaryota; Viridiplantae; Streptophyta; Magnoliopsida; Fabales; Fabaceae.
AUGGAUGAUGUGCUCAUGAAAGGUCCGUACACCAUACGGAACAUGCUGAUGUUGUUAGCUGAAUGGAAACCAAAUUUCAACUUGAAGAAUGAUAUGAUGCGUACUAUCCCUAUUUGGAUUAAACUGCCUCAAUUGCCACUGCACCUAUGGGGAGCAAAAAAUCGGGCAAAAAUAGCGAGUGUGUUGCGAACCCCAUUGAUGACUGAUGAAUGCACCGCGAACAGAUAUCGAAUCUCAUAUGCUAGAGUCCUAGUAGAAAUCGAUAUCACACAAGCAGUCAUUACUGAGAUAGCUAUAACAGAUGAAAAAGGGGAGAAGAUGCAACAACAGGUAGAAUAUGAGUGGCGGCCUCCAUACUGCACUAAAUGUCAGCGUAUCGGGGAAAAAUGUGAGGAGAAGCAACCAAAAAAUCCAUUAAAGCAGUGGAUUCCCAAACAGAAGAAGAAUCAAAAUGAUAAGAUAGCUUCCAAUGAAGAUGAAACCUUGAAGACACCUACACAAAAAACCAGCAGUACAGGAACAUCCAAAAGCCGGGGCAAUCGUGCAAACGAAAACCAGUAA